This is a messenger RNA of Corticium candelabrum, 1148 nucleotides long. RefSeq lists its product as uncharacterized. The transcript has a single exon. The record is from RefSeq and is a predicted model, not a curated record. Bases 380 to 976 code for a protein of 198 amino acids. Lineage: Eukaryota; Metazoa; Porifera; Homoscleromorpha; Homosclerophorida; Plakinidae.
UUCCAGAAGCUUCGAUGUAAAGCAGCCCAAGGAGUCUUGGAUUAGUCACACUUUUCCUCUAAGACCAUGGGCAAAAGUUGGGACUGAUAUUUUUCAUUUUCAAGAUUAUGAGUACCUGAUGACUGUGAACUAUUAUAGUUCUUUUGUGGAAGUCAAUCGCCUGGAAAAGGCCACUUCAAAAGAAGUCAUCAAAUGUUUGAAGAGACACUUCUCACGGUAUGGCAUCUCUGACACAGUUGUCAGCGACAAUGGACCGCAAUAUUCGUCUCAGGAAUUCGCUGAGUUUUUCAGGAAUUGGUCGUUUUAACAUACCGUCACAAGCCCAUACUAUUCCCAAUUCAAUGGCAAGGUGGAAGGAUCGAUCAAGACAGUCAAAAGAAUGAUGAAGAAAGCCGCUGCAACAGGCAGUGAUCCGUGGUUAUGUCUAUUGGAUUAUAGAAAUACUCCAACUGAAGGUUUACAAUCAAGCCCUGUGCAGAGACUAAUGGGAAGACGAACGAAAACGAGAUUACCAACCACAACAAGUUUGUUGAGACCUGGAAUUCAUGAUGAAUCGGAAGCUAUUAGACGACAAAAGCUAAAACAAGCACAUUACUAUAACCAGGGGAGCAAGGAUUUGCAGCAAUUGAAGCUGACACAGAUAGUGAGAAUACAACCAUCUGGACAACACAAGACAUGGAGAAAAGGAAUGGUGACUAAGCAAGUGGGAAUAAGAUCGUACGAAGUUGAAACAGAGGGUGGAACUUAUUUACGACGAAAUAGAAGACAACUACGAGCUACAACAGAAGAUCACAACACCAGUACAGCUGAUCCACCAGUAACACGAAAACAAUCAGAUGCAGUGACCAAAUGUAUUCCAACUACCGAGUCUAUCAUUGCACAACCAAGACCACAAUUACAGCAGAAGCCUACCACCACCAGGAGCGGAAGAACUACCAGACCUCCUAAGUAUUUGAAGGAUUAUGUAACAAAGUAACAAUAUACUUUGGUUCACUUGUUUUUAGUUUUUUUAAAGAAAGAAGGAUGUAUGGUAAUUAGUAGAGUUAUUGAUAUUGAUCACUGACUGUAGAGUAGAGUGUGUGAACACAACGUGAGUAGUAGUGCUGUACACUAGAGUAAGGUGUAUACCAAGAGAGUAACACAUAUAC